GAUUUGCUCUCUCUCUCUCUCCAAACAAAGUACAAACCAACCAUGGAAGCUGUGGGAGACGCUCUUCUUUCUGCUGCCAUCGGCCUCUUGUUUGACAAGUUGGCCUCCACUAAUUUGCUCGACUUUGCACGCCAACAAUGGGUGUACUCUGAUCUCAAGAAAUGGGAGAUAGAAUUGUCGGAUAUUCGUGAAGAGCUUAAUGACGCGGAGGACAAGCAGAUCACGGAUCGCUCUGUGAAAGAGUGGCUGGGCAAUCUGAAAGAUUUGGCUUAUGAUAUGGAGGACAUCUUGGAUGAGUUCGCCUACGAAGCUUUGCAACGGGAGCUCACGGCCAAAGAAGCUGAUCAUCAAGGCAGGCCGAGCAAGGUACGCAAGCUCAUCUCAACUUGGCUUGGCUUUUUCAAUCCUACUGAGGUUAUGCGUUAUAUUAAAAUGAGGUCCAAGGUGUGGGAAAUCACUCGCCGCUUACGAGAUAUUUCGGCUCAAAAAUCUGAGCUUCGUCUAGAAAAGGUGGCUGCGAUAACCAACUCUGCUUGGGGAAGGCCAGUCACUGCAUCUCUAGGAUAUGAACCUCAGGUCUAUGGCAGGGGGACAGAAAAAGAUAUUAUAAUUGGUAUGCUGCUUAGGAAUGAACCCAGUAAAACCAAUUUUUCUGUAGUUUCCAUCGUGGCCAUGGGUGGGAUGGGGAAGACCACACUGGCAAGACUGGUGUACGAUGACGAUGAAACCAAGCAUUUUGAUAAAAAAGCCUGGGUUUGUGUCUCAGAUCAGUUCGAUGCAGUGAGAAUAACAAAGACAAUUCUCAACUCGGUGACUAAUUCUCAAAGCAGUGAUUCACAAGACUUGCAUCAAAUCCAAGAAAAUUUGAGGAAGGAAUUGAAGGGAAAAAAAUUUCUGAUAGUUUUGGAUGAUUUGUGGAAUGAUGAUUACUUUGAGUUGGACAGGCUAUGCUCCCCUUUCUGGGUGGGAGCACAGGGAAGCAAAAUUCUAGUCACAACUCGCAAUAAUAAUGUUGCAAACAAGAUGAGAGGACACAAGAUCUUACAUGAGCUCAAACAGUUACCUUAUGAUGAUUGUUUGAAGAUAUUUCAAACACAUGCUUUUGAACAUAUGAAUAUCGAUGAGCACCCAAAUUUGGAAUCAAUUGGUAGGAGAAUUGUAGAGAAGUGUGGAGGUUCGCCCUUAGCAGCAAGAGCCCUUGGUGGCCUUUUGCGCUCUGAACUACGUGAAUGUGAAUGGGAAAGAGUAUUGUACAGCAAAGUAUGGGAUUUCACAGACAAGGAAUGUGACAUCAUCCCUGCCUUGAGAUUGAGCUAUUGUCAUCUGUCUUCACAUUUAAAGAGGUGUUUUACUUAUUGCGCAAAUUUUCCCCAGGAUUAUGAGUUUACAAAGCAAGGGUUAAUCCUCCUGUGGAUGGCGGAGGGGUUAAUUCAACAAACAAAAGAUAAUAGGAAAAUGGAAGAUCUUGGUGAUAAGUAUUUUGAUGAGCUAUUGUCAAGGUCAUUUUUUCAAUCGUCGAGCAGCAAUAGAUCACGAUUCGUGAUGCAUGACCUUGUCCAUGCUCUAGCUAAAUCUAUUGCUGGAGACACAUGCUUGCAUUUGGAUGAUGAGUUGAGGAAUGAUUUGCAAUGCUCCAUUUCUGAAAAUACUCGUCAUUCAUCAUUCAUCCGUCAUUUUUGUGAUAUCUUUAAAAAAUUUGAAAGAUUUCAUAAGAAAGAGCGCUUGCGCACAUUCAUAGCUUUGCCGAUUGAUGAAUCAACUAGUGGACGUCAUUCCUUCAUAAGUAAUAAGGUGCUUGAAGAAUUGAUACCAAGGUUACGGCACUUAAGGGUGCUCUCAUUGGCUUAUUACAAGAUAAGUGAGAUACCAGAUUCAUUUGGUAAGUUGAAACAUUUGAGAUACCUUAAUUUGUCCCACACCAGUAUAAAAUGGUUACCCGAUUCAAUUGGUAAUCUUUUUUACCUUCAGACAUUGAAAUUAUCAUGUUGUAAAGAGCUUAUCAAGUUGCCUAUUACCAUCGGUAACCUAAUCAAUCUUCGACAUCUUGACGUUGCUGGUGCAAUAAAAUUACAAGAAAUGCCUAUAGGAAUGGGCAAACUAAAAGAUUUGCGGAUAUUGUCUAAUUUCAUUGUGGACAAAAACAACGGUUUGACAAUCAAGGAGUUGAAGGACAUGUCACAUCUGCGAGGAGAACUUUGCAUUUCGAAAUUGGAAAAUGUGGUGAAUAUUCAAGAUGCAAGGGAUGCCGAUUUAAAAUCGAAGCGUAACCUUGAAAGCUUGAUAAUGCAGUGGAGUUCUGAGUUGGAUGGUUCAGGGAAUGAAAGGAAUCAAAUGGAUGUCCUUGACUCUCUACAACCAUGUUCGACUCUGAACAAACUCUGCAUUCAGUUGUAUGGUGGUCCAGAAUUCCCACGUUGGAUAGGGGGUGCCUUGUUCUCUAAGAUGGUGGAUCUACGUCUCAUAGAUUGCAGAAAGUGCACGUCUUUACCAUGCUUGGGGCAGUUGCCAUCGCUCAAACAGUUGAGGAUCCAAGGAAUGGAUGUAGUAAAAAAAGUGGGUGCAGAGUUUUAUGGAGAGACUCGUGUUUCUGCAGGUAAGUUUUUCCCAUCACUAGAGUCUCUACAGUUUUAUAGCAUGUCAGAAUGGGAGCACUGGGAGGAUUGGUCUUCCUCAACAGAGUCAUUAUUCCCUUGUCUCCAUGAGCUUACAAUUCAGUGUUGCCGCAAAUUGAUUAUGAAACUACCCACUUACCUACCUUCUCUUACAAAGCUCUCUGUACACUUCUGUCCAAAAUUGGAGUCUCCACUUUCAAGACUUCCACUGCUGAACGAAUUAGAUGUAGGAGAAUGUAAUGAGGCGGUCUUGAGCAGUGGAAAUGACCUCACCUCACUCACCAAGUUAACAAUUUCUGGGAUUUCAGGGCUUAUCAAAUUGCAUGAAGGAUUUGUGCAAUUUUUGCAAGGGCUUCGGGUUUUGAAAGUAUGGGCAUGCGAAGAACUCGUAUAUUUGUGGGAGGAUGGUUUUGGAUCGGAAAACUCUCAUUCUCUUGAGAUUAGAGAUUGUGACCAACUUGUAUCCUUGGGAUGCAAUCUUCAGUCUUUGGAAAUAAGUGGAUGUGAUAAACUAGAGAGGCUUCCAAAUGGAUGGCAGAGUCUAACAUGCCUUGAAGAAUUGACAAUCAAGGAAUGUCCAAAGCUAGCGUCAUUUCCAGAUGUAGGUUUCCCACCAAAGCUGAGAAGUCUUACUGUUGGAAAUUGUAAAGGUCUAAAGAGUCUACCUGAUGGCAUGAUGUUGUCUCCUUGAAAACUUGAGGAUAUCGAUUUGUCCAUCUCUCAUUUGCUUUCCAAAAGGGCAAUUACCCACCACCCUUGAGAGUCUGAACAUAUGGGCUUGUGAAAAUCUCAAGUCUCUUCCAGAAGGAAUGAUGGGCAUGUGUGCCCUUGAAGAGUUAUCGAUAAGAUGGUGUCAGUCUCUUAUUGGAUUACCGAAAGGUGGGUUACCCGCCACUCUCAAGAUACUCCACAUAAUUGAUUGUCGAAGGCUAGAGUCUCUACCAGAGGGAAUAAUGCACCAACAUUCCACCAAUGCUGCUGCUCUCCAAGCCUUGGAAAUCUCAAGUCUCAAGUCUCUUCCAGAAGGAAUGAUGCACUGCAAUUCCAUCGCCACCACCAGCACCAUGGACAUGUGUGCCCUUGAAUACUUACAUCUACAUAUGUGUCCCUCUAUGAUUGGUUUUCCGAGAGGUAUCACUCUCAAGAAACUCCACAUAAGUAAUUGUGAAAAGCUGGAGUCUCUACCAGAGGGAAUAAUGCACUACGAUUCCACAUAUGCUGCUGCUCUUCAAAGCCUGGCAACUUCACAUUGAGGAUUGUGAACACCUCGAGUCAAUUUCAGAGGAGAUGUUUCACUCUACUAAUAAUUCACUUCAAUCUUUAAUCCUCAGGAGGUAUCCUAAUCUCAAAACCCUACCAGAUUGCCUCAACACCCUCACUCGUCUUACAUCGCUUUACAUUUAUAAUUGUGAGAAUAUCAAGACCCCCCUAUCCCAAUGGGGCCUUUCCAGACUCACCUCUCUUAAAUACCUCGGUAUUGGAGACAUGUUUCCAGAUGCAACUUCCUUUUCGGAUGACCCCCACUCGAUUCUUUUUCCUACAACUCUCACCUCCCUUGACCUUUCACAUUUCCAGAAUCUGGAAUCCCUAGCCUCCCUGUCUCUCCAAACCCUCACCUCUCUUGAAAAUCUAGCAAUCUACGGUUGCCCUAAGCUCCGGUCGAUUUUGCCAAGGGAAGGACUAUGGCCUGACACCCUUUCACGACUGGAUGUGUGGAGUUGCCCACAUCUAACACAAAGGUACUCGAAGGAGGAAGGAGAUGAUUGGCCCAAGAUUGCCCACAUCCCCUGUGUGGACAUACAUGACUAAUCCAUCUGAGUAAUAAAGAAGUUCUAAUGAGGUCAUUUACUGGAAAAACGGUGUCAAUUUGAGAAAGGGGAAGAAUGGCGUUAUAUAGAUCUCAUUCCUAAAAUAGUGAUCAAUGAAGUGCUAUUUUAAUCAAGGUGCCACUCUGCCACUCUGCCAAUACACAGUUAGUGUUCAUUACAAGUAAUCGGGAUGAGCCUAGAUGUUUGAACUCUCCUUUGGUUCAGCAGCUUGCACUGAUUGGGCGUCCAUGUAAAAUGUGCUCUAACCAAGUGGAUUUCUUCAAAAGGAAGUGGAAUAUGAAGAAAGGAUAGAUUGUUCAGAUUUUGCCUGUAGAGGAAGGGAGAUUGCUGGGUGCUCAACACUUGAUGCUCAUUGCUCUGUUCAAGAAGAAUAAGAAACUGAGAGGAUCAGUUUCAGCCAUGUCAGGACUCUAAUCCAUGGCAGGCUUUCUCUGAGGUAGGUGCCCAGACAACAAUAGCAAGUCUGUUAGGACCCGAAAUGGCCAUCACAACAAACCAGCCACAGAAGCAACUUCUGGCCCUGAAACUUGGGGUUUUGGAACAGAGAGUUUUACAGCCACCCCUGGUGCCAGCUCUAAUAUUUCCAGACCCUCCAUUGGAGGCAAUAAUGCCCAGCUGUUUGUUGACUCAAAGAAGAUUGAGGGCAAGCUGGCUACUCAACCUGCUGGAUGGGCUGGUUUCUAACUUAUUUGGUGAUGUUAUAUCAUCCUGAGCACUUCUGGCCAUAAGAGAUGGGAAUAGGUAAAAAAGCAAAACAAAAAGGGAUUCAUGGCUUUCUGGGCAUGGUUAUGCUAGUAAGUAUUGAGUGUUUGCCUUAUGCAAUAGAAUACAACAUCUGCAUAUGUUCCCUGGUUUCCAUGGACUACUUACAAAUGUGUACUGUUCUGAAUGCCUCGAUUUUCAGGUGGGACAAAUAAUCAUUUCUUUUAAUAUUGUCCUGUCUGUGACCUUAUCCUUCUAUUUUGCCAUCUAUUUUUGUUUAAUCCAUGAAAAUCUUGUUUCAUAUUUCAUUUGCAUUUGUUACAUGCAUAAAUCUCUUUAUUAGAUAGUUGAUGUACUUGUUUCUGUGCCAAUUUUGAUGUUGUCUUCUUCUUGUUUUUUGGCUUGUCUUAGGUCUUGAGCCCAAACAACAUCCACUGUCUCUUAAGACCAUAAAUGGUCAUCGUAACAUUUUAUUUGGUAUUGAAGUGGUGUCAGGUAGAGGGGUGGAUUCUUCAUCCAGAUCUAAAUGCAUUAGCUGGACAAUCGAAUGGCGGUUACUUAUCUAACAGAUGUUGUUUUACUAGACCAUGG
Molecule: messenger RNA, 5734 nt
Organism: Vitis vinifera (wine grape)
Lineage: Eukaryota; Viridiplantae; Streptophyta; Magnoliopsida; Vitales; Vitaceae
Product: putative disease resistance RPP13-like protein 1
Exons: 6
Coding region: 43-3303 (1086 amino acids)
Biological process (GO): defense response to other organism
Molecular function (GO): ADP binding; protein binding
Source: RefSeq, a predicted model, not a curated record